Messenger RNA from Durusdinium trenchii, 1261 nucleotides. The record is from the annotation of a GenBank genome assembly. Lineage: Eukaryota; Dinophyceae; Suessiales; Symbiodiniaceae.
CUCAAGAGCGCCUUCCAACCCGCUCGGCUGUGGGGCCCACCGCGCUGCUUCGGUGUUUUCAACCCAUGGGGCGCUCGGUGGUUUUCGUGGGCAUCGCGGGUGCGAGCGGCUGUGGUAAGACCACCUUGGCGCGGAAGUUGGCGGAGGCCCUCCAGUCACCCUUGGAGGUCCUUCACCUAGACAACUACUUCCAGCCAAAGGGGCAGGGCCGCCCGCCGAAGCACUACUGGGAGACGCCUGACGGGGUGGACUUCGAGGCCUUGCGCAAGGAUUUGAAGAAGAUCCGGGAGACCUUCUCGCACCGAAAGUGGCCAAAGAAGCUGCGCCUGGGGCGGAAUGGGAAGGAUCUUCUGCGCUCAGAGAUUCCUGCAGGUGCUGACUGGAAGGCCGGCUUAGAGUCUCCCAUGGUGGUACUCGUGGAAGGGUUUCUCCUCUUCUAUGACGACCUUUUGGCAGAGAUGCUGGACUUGAAGAUUUGGAUCAAUGCCAGCUGUGGGACCUGCAUGCGGAGGCGUCACUUGAGAGGUUGGAACUCGCGGCACAUGGACUUGGGCGAGUAUGGCGAGUGGUUCGUCCGGGUGGUGUGGAGACAUUUCGAGUGGUACCAGCGCAAGCAGCUGCGGAAUGCGAAGGACGCGCUGCAGGUGCCAGGGGACGCAUCCGAAGAAGAGGUCUUUCACUACUCACUGUGGUGCUUGCCCUUUGACUGGAGCUGGUCGACCGACCCGGAGGGCACCUGACCUGGCAUGACCUGGCGAACGACCUGGCGAACUUCGACCAGCAGUGAGUGCAGUGCUGUUUGGUUGGAAGUUGGGCCAGAUGCAAAUCCAAGAGCCCUUGAUAUGUGAACGUCACUGUAAUGACAUAUAUCCGGACAUCAUUAUUCAAUAUGAACGUUUUUUGAGUGAAGCCUAUUGGAAGGAUCUAGCAGGUUUCUCAAUUUGCAACUUUUGGAAGUUGCGAAAGUUGGGCGUGGUGGUAUUUUUUGGUGGGUGCAGAUCGAACAUGCUGAGGGAUAUGGUGAUCCACAGCAUCCACAGCAUCCACGGCCCCAAAACGCCAAUUUUGCCUUGCUGGCCUCGCGCGCGACCUCUCCGAUACGGUCGCUGCGUCGUGGACGGGCCUCUCCGUCCGACGUGCAUGUGUUUUCCGCCGUGUGCGGGGAAAGUCAGCGAGGCGCUUCCCAGGCUUGAGACGUGUCAAGACCGUGUGAGGGCAACCGGCCGGAGCCGUGGUCAGGCGUUGGAAAGGGGAUGAUCAC